Molecule: messenger RNA, 3548 nt
Organism: Biomphalaria glabrata
Lineage: Eukaryota; Metazoa; Mollusca; Gastropoda; Planorbidae
Product: sodium-dependent glucose transporter 1-like
Exons: 5
Coding region: 323-1942 (539 amino acids)
Source: RefSeq, a predicted model, not a curated record
UAGAUUUUUAUCUAUUAUAGAUUAGUCUGUCUGUAGUUUAAAAAAUAAUCUAGGUUAAAAAAAAAGUAGAUCUACAUCUAAUAUCUAGAUUUAGAGCCUAGUACAUGAAGAUUGAGCUCAGCUUAUUCCUACGGAAACAUAAUUUGCGUCAAGGCGAGGAAAAUGUGCCUUACAUUUUUUAAUUCAACAUGUGACAAUGUGACUGAGUGUAACUUUGCAUUCAUUGAGUGAUAAUGAUUAGAUGUAAUGUGAUAACAAGCAUGUUGAAAGGGAUUUGAAAAAGGACUAAUAUUUAUAGUACAACAAUUAGUUGUAUUGUGCGAUGGAUAACCACAAUGCUGAGCAACUUGAGCCUUUCACUGUAUCUGAGAAAGUUAACAAUGUUGAGGAAGAGAAACAACCUGUUGGUGUCAUCACUAAGCUCAAGACAGACUUGGCUUACAGAAAGAGAGUAUUCCAAUCACUUCUGUUGUCAGUUUCCAGCUUUACAUUGGGAAUUGUUCUUGGACAGCAAGGACCUUCGUUUCUUGACUUACAGAUCAUAACCAAUACGGAUGUUGUACAAGCAUCAGCAUUUUUCACAUCUGCUUCCUUUGGUUAUAUGGUUGGCUCUUUUAUCAGUGGCUUUGUUCAUGGGAAGGUCAAUAACAAUAUAAACAUGGCAGUUGUAUGUGCUGGAGCUGGUCUAGGUGCUAUUACAACUCCUCAUUGUUCCUCUUACUACCUCAUGAUUGCUAUUAGAUUUACAACGAAUAUGUUUUGUGGUGGAAUUGAUACAUUGGUUAAUGCGGAACAUAUGUCAAUCUGGGGCAGUGAAGCACAGGCAUUACUUCAAGUUAUCCAUUUUACUUUUGCUUUUGGAGGAGUUAUCACCCCUUUAUUUACUGAACCAUUCCUUACUCCCAAAGAUGUAAAAAUGGCAAAUUUAUCAAAUUAUUUAAAUGUAACCGGGCAUAACUUAUCAAUCAAUUUAAGCUCUUUUAAUGAAGGGACAAACUCAACAUUACUUCCUUCAGAGUUUAACAAGUACACAGAUUUUAAUCUUACCAACAGUUCUGAAAUUUUCCUGGAUAACAUAUCUGCUGAGCUUAAAUACAGGACUACAAAAGUGCAUUAUGCUUUCCUUAUAGCUGGAUGCAUAGCUAUUAUGACAUCUAUACCAUUUUUCAUCAUGAUUUUCUAUGACAAGAAAUCUAAAACGCCCCAUGACGAAAACUAUAUUCAAGUCCCUUCUAGAAAACUUCCACUUCAUUUACACAUCUUCCUUAUUAUAACACUUUGCUUUUUCUUUCUUGUUUAUUGCUGCGUUGAAGACACGUUUGCUUCAUUUCUCAUGACCUUUCUUGUUAAAGAAUACGAGGAGGUUUCAAAAUCAAAAGGUGCUUACAUAACAACUUUCUACUGGGCUUCUUUUGCCUUGGGAAGAUUUCUUUGUAUCUUUGUUUGCAAAUUUCUCAUAGCAGUGAAGGUUAUUACAUUGUACACAAUCUUGAUGGUCUUGGCUUAUUCAGGUUUUACAAUUUGUGCCACCUAUGGGUUGAUUGAUGGGCUGACAGUAUUUGCUGGCAUGGCAGGUAUAUCCAUGGCACCAGUGUUUGCUUCAGGGUUUAAUUGGGCCGGUUCAGAGCUUUUGCAGGUCACAGGUUGGAUAUCCUCUUUCAUUCUCAUUGGCAGUUCUAUUGGCAUGAUGAUCAAUCCACUUAUAAUAGGAAACCUCAUGGAGAGGCUCUCUAACAUGUGGUUCUGUUAUGUUCUUCUAAGUCAAACAUUUUUAUUGUGUGGUGUUUUUGUAUUUUUACUUUCACUGAACAGAUUAUAUAUUAAUAAAGUGUAUGGCACAGUAGGAGGGCAGCGUUCAUUGGAAAUUGAAGUAGAUGCUCCGGAAAAAGAAACUGAGCCUAGACUCUUAAACUCUGGGAAUGAAAAUAAAACUUCAGUAUGACACAAUUAUUCAUGGGAAUUAUAAUUUAGAUUGUUUUAAACUAUAUUUAUUGAAUGAGAUGCAGACUGACAAAAGAGUACCUUAAUGGAAAAGUAAUUUUUAUAAGUUUAAAUAAAAAAGAUUCGAUAGAUAAUUUUCUCAGCUACACAGUAGAUUUGGGCACAUUAAAUAACAGAUACCAAUAUAUUGAAUUAUCCAUAUAUGCCAAACAGAUUAAUGCCAAAAAUUGCUCUCAAACAUUUAAAAAAUUCUAUCGACUCCUACAUCAAUCACUCAAUGGAUCCCAGGAAACACAAAAAAUUAUGCAACUCUGAUUGCUUACAUAUUGGCCAAAUAUAGGCAAGCACUUUACCUGGAAGAUGGGAAGAAAACCCUUGAGAAAAACUAACAAUGGCCCAUCUCUCACUUGACUUACUACAAAGUAUCUUGCCAUGACCUACAUAACAUACUACAAAGUAUCUUGCCAUGACCUACAUAACCUUUUUGUUUCAAGAGAAAGAUAUUUCAAAAUAAUUUAUUAGUAAAUAUUUUUGAAAAUUUGACAUUAUUUUAUUUUAAUUGUACAAAGAAAUCUCAAAAAACUAAAUUAGCAUUUUUUUCAGAUUAUUCUCCUAAGCUUUAAUUAGAAAUCAUUGAAGCUGUGUGCCAUUACAAUAUCAUUAGCUAUUUGAACCUAUAAGCCUACAAUACAGCAAACCAAUAUAAUGUCCAUCACUUGAAAUUGAUCAGAAUAUAGUCGAAUCGCUUAAAGCAUCAUUUAAUCCUUCACCUAGUGAUUGAUUUUGACAGAUAUUGCCAUUGAUUUUGGCUGUAGUUGAGACAUAAAUUGUGAUUUCCUAUUUAUUUAAAAGAAUAUAUUAAAAUGGCAUGACAUUGUUAUUAUCUAUUUUAUUGAUUUAUUUCAGACGAGGAGGAGGAGCAACCAGUUAUUCAAAUUAAAAGAAUUAUUUUUAUUUUACAUUGAUGAAAUUUAAAUUAAGAAGAAAUUUUCUUAGUUGGCAUAAAAUAUGUAUGACUAUUUCAUAAUGAAAUUAAAAAGCCUAAUUCUUAUUUCUAUUUGUUCAAACUUUCCGAGAACAGAAAUUCAAAUUCUGAUUAUGUGCUGCUGAGUUAAAAAAAAAAUGCAUUUCUAUUUCUCAUGAUGGCACUAAUUAAACAUAGUAAGACAUUUGGUGACAGUACACACUAUUUUGUUUAAUCUAAGUACUUCUUGAAAAUGUCACCUGUUCAUUUGUUAAAUCUUGUAUUGUAUGUUAUGAACAUAUGUAAGCAAUUUGAUACAUGGAGGAUGUAAGUUUAAAAAAAUAUUUUUGAGAAAAAGAAAAAAAAAGUAAGUUAAAAAAAUAAUUUUGUCAAUGCAUUUUUCCUAAUAAAACUUAAAAAUACUUCAGUAGGUCAUUUAAAAAGGAAGAUUAAUUAUGGCUACAAAUGAUACCCUUCUGUUACCCUGGUGUUUCAUGGCUUGCUCCUCCCCUUAAACAUUCCAAUUUAGUAUAGUGCCAGUAUUUUAAAAAUUACAUGCUUUAAAUGUCGUUCACAGGAUUAUAUUUAUUUUAUUGUAUUUAUUGUCUGUGGCUUAUUAAAAGUUUAAUGGUUAAAAAAAUCA